GGCUGGGUGGCCGUCCUCUCCCGCUCCUCUCAGGGCCGCUGCUGGGCUCGCCGCGUCCCAGGAACGCUCUAGCCCCCGCUGCUGCCACCCCGUCUCCCGUGCCCCUCGCUCCCGUGUAGCAGGAUGGCCGGCACCGUGCGCACCGCGUGCUUGGCGGUGGCGAUGCUGCUCAGCUUGAACUGCCCAGGACAAGCGCAGCCCCCGCCGCCGCCGCCGGACGCCACCUGUCACCAGGUCCGCUCUUUCUUCCAGAGACUGCAGCCCGGCCUCAAGUGGGUGCCGGAGACCCCAGUGCCAGGAUCAGAUUUGCAAGUAUGUCUCCCCAAGGGCCCAACAUGCUGUUCAAGAAAGAUGGAAGAAAAAUACCAACUCACAGCGCGAUUGAACAUGGAACAACUGCUUCAAUCUGCAAGUAUGGAGCUCAAGUUCUUAAUCAUUCAGAAUGCCGCGGAUUUCCAAGAGGCCUUUGAAAUUGUUGUUCGCCAUGCCAAGAACUACACCAACGCCAUGUUCAAGAACAACUACCCAAGCCUGACUCCACAAGCAUUUGAGUUCGUUGGUGAAUUUUUCACAGAUGUGUCUCUCUACAUCCUGGGUUCAGACAUCAACGUGGAUGACAUGGUCAAUGAAUUGUUCGACAGCCUGUUUCCAGUCAUCUAUACCCAGCUCAUGAACCCAGGCCUGCCUGAGUCGGUCAUGGACAUUAAUGAGUGUCUCCGAGGUGCAAGGCGUGACCUGAAAGUUUUCGGCAAUUUCCCCAAGCUUAUUAUGACCCAAGUCUCCAAGUCACUGCAAGUCACACGGAUCUUCCUCCAGGCUCUGAAUCUCGGAAUCGAAGUGAUCAACACCACCGAUCACCUAAAGUUCAGUAAGGACUGCGGCCGAAUGCUCACCAGAAUGUGGUACUGCUCUUACUGCCAGGGACUGAUGAUGGUUAAGCCUUGUGGUGGCUACUGCAAUGUGGUCAUGCAAGGCUGCAUGGCCGGCGUGGUGGAGAUUGACAAGUACUGGAGAGAAUACAUUCUGUCUCUGGAAGAGCUGGUCAAUGGCAUGUACAGAAUCUAUGACAUGGAGAAUGUGCUGCUUGGCCUCUUUGCGACAAUCCAUGAUUCCAUUCAGUAUGUCCAGAAGAAUGGAGGGAAGCUGACCACCACUAUCGGCAAGUUAUGUGCCCAUACUCAACAACGCCAAUAUAGAUCUGCUUAUUAUCCUGAAGAUCUGUUCAUUGACAAGAAAGUAUUAAAAGUUGCUCAUGUUGAACACGAGGAAACCUUAUUCAACCGAAGAAGGGAGCUAAUUCAGAAGUUGAAAUCUUUCAUCAGCUUCUACAAUGCUCUGCCCGGCUACGUCUGCAGCCACAGCCCUGUGGCCGAGAACGACACCCUUUGCUGGAAUGGACAGGAACUCGUGCAGAGAUACAGCCAAAAGGCGGCAAGGAAUGGAAUGAAAAAUCAGUUCAACCUGCAUGAGCUGAAAAUGAAGGGCCCUGAGCCAGUGGUCAGUCAGAUUAUUGACAAACUGAAGCACAUUAACCAGCUCCUGAGAACCAUGUCUGUACCUAAAGGUCAGGUUCAGGAUAAAAACCUGGAUGAGGAAGAGCUUGCCAGUGGAGACUGCGGCGAUGAUGAAGAUGAAUGCAUUGGAGGCUCUGGUGAUGGGGUAGUAAAAGUGAAGAACCAGCUUCGCUUCCUUGCAGAACUGGCUUAUGAUCUGGACGUGGAUGAGGCUCCGGGAAAUAAGCAGCAUGCAAACCAGAAGGACAACGAGAUCACCGUCUCUCACAGCGCUGGGACCGGGCAUUCUCCGCUCAAAGUGCUAACCAGCCUGGUGACCUCGGUGAUGUGCUUUUCUUUCUUGGUGCACUGACUCCCCGGUGCGUGGGCCUCCUGCUGUGUCGUCAGCACCCCGUGGUCUUCCUCUAUAAAGGAAACCACCCUCUUAUUUUUUUAUCUUCGAUUCCUCCUCAAACCAUUAAGUAGAGAACUAACCGUGAGUUAUGUUUUCGAAAUCAAAUGGAAUAUUUUAUGAGGACGGUCAAUUUUAGUGGUAGUAUAGAGUGUGCUUUUGCAAAGAAAAAAACCCAUCAAAGUUGUGCCAAAUUAUUUUCCUAUGUUUGGCUGUCGAAACAUGGUUACCAUGUCUCUCUCUCUCUCUUUCUCUUUGCAUGGAUUUCUUUGAAAAAAUAAAAUAAAAUAAACGCUCAAA
Molecule: messenger RNA, 2205 nt
Organism: Echinops telfairi (small Madagascar hedgehog)
Lineage: Eukaryota; Metazoa; Chordata; Mammalia; Afrosoricida; Tenrecidae
Gene: GPC3
Product: glypican 3
Exons: 8
Coding region: 124-1866 (580 amino acids)
Biological process (GO): positive regulation of canonical Wnt signaling pathway; cell migration; regulation of protein localization to membrane
Cellular component (GO): cell surface; extracellular region; plasma membrane
Source: RefSeq, a predicted model, not a curated record